AUGAUAUUUAGUAGGAUUUAUAGUUUUAUUGCUGGUAACACUGAACUGUCAGUAGCCCGCAAGAUGGUAGACCGUAAGCAGGCGUCUACGCACAAGCCGAUUUCACAACAAAAGCUUCAACAACAACUAAACAGAGCCCGCAGAAUUCUAGCCCUAGUUCCAAAAUAUGAAGCUAGAUCAGAUGUAGGUAGCAGAGAUGAUUCAGCUGAUGAGUUAUAUAAGUAUAUCCCUCCAACUCUUUCAGACAGUAGCUCUCCACCUCCAUCUUUGCCAUCGUCUUUGUUGGAUCUAAACCUAUUAUCGGAUAGCAAUAAAGAGAUAGAUGAAAUGACGCACAAUUCUCCAGCUUUGCAACUGUACUCAUCGCCUGCAAGUGAUACUUGCGCUUCGCCAUCAAUUUUGUCACCAAGGCAAUCAUCAUCAAUUUUACUGUUACAUGCUGCUGAAAUUAGUUUACCAAAGCCAGGGUGUUUCGGGCAUUGUAUAUGA
Molecule: messenger RNA, 489 nt
Organism: Parnassius mnemosyne (clouded apollo)
Lineage: Eukaryota; Metazoa; Arthropoda; Insecta; Lepidoptera; Papilionidae
Source: the annotation of a GenBank genome assembly